This is a messenger RNA of Venustampulla echinocandica, 1821 nucleotides long. RefSeq lists its product as uncharacterized. The coding region runs from base 1 to 1821 and encodes 606 amino acids. The record is from RefSeq and is a predicted model, not a curated record. The transcript has 6 exons. NCBI's taxonomy places the organism in Eukaryota, Fungi, Ascomycota, Leotiomycetes, Helotiales, Pleuroascaceae.
AUGGCUUCCCUCAGAAACUUCGAACGCGCCAAUGCUCGACGAUGGGAUGAGGAGUCUAAUGCGGACGACCCCGUAGCAGAUCCUGCAGUAGAUCCUACAACAGAUCGGUCGGAAAGCCAGCAGACGGCUGUUCAGCACACCGUGGUCACUCCUUCCUCCUUCCCUAACAAGCAGGUCCCUCUAGGCCAACAAUUCCCAAGACCAGGCAACCAACAUCCCUCGUUUCAGAGAAAUCAGCACCCCUUUGGUCCAGGUAGUCGAUCUGCGCCACCCGCUCGUCAUAAUGUCGAAAAGCAGCAGCGGUUUCCCAAGUCAUCAGCAUUGGAAACCACCAGGAAGACAUUGACCAAGCAAAUCAAUGCGGAGCAGAAAGCAACAGAAGGGAGAUAUUUGGUGGAUCCGGCGGAGGAUGCUUAUAUUGUAGCAACAGGCUGUUAUCUCUGGCCAGAUAAAUCUCAAACUCCAAUGCAACUUCUUGGUUUGAGGAUGGAAGAUCUAGACCACAUCAGAAAAGAGUUCAACUUGUAUAUUCAAUGGGACGCCGACUCGCGGUCUGUGAUUAUCAGUUCUGAACGUCAGCCGAAUGCCAAAUAUAACGUUUCCGAGGCAAUCAAAGGUAUUAGACAAGCAUACCAAAACGUUAAGGCAAGGAGUCUCUCAGUUACGCCACUUUUCAUUGUGGUUUCACCAGCUAGAGAAACCAUGCGACAGAUAGUUCGACCAACCAGGUACCGCGAAGGGCUCACAAUUAUUGAAUUGGCUGGGGACAAGCUAUCAGGCUGGGAUUUGCUGAAUUGGGAGUCGACAAGAGAAGCAAGAGAAGAGGAAAACUAUACUAAGGUUCAUAACCAUCUUGCAAAGCAUCUUCUAGCUCUCGCACCUCUGAAAGGUUGGAUGCGUAUGCGGGUCCACUUCGGACAUCUCAACCUAACUCAAUAUCCAAAAGCUUUCGGUCAGUCCCAAUGCUCCUUUGAGAAAUUUUUGGAGAUCUUGGAGAAUCCGCGAGUACAAGCUGCUGCGAAAUUCGAUAAAAAGCUACCGGAUCCUAUUGCGGCCUUGACACUCAAAGCACAAAUUCUUAGUAUGCCGAGUCAGUUCUGUCCUACAGAGGGCCCCACCUUUCUGUUAGAAGGCGUCGGCUUUCAGGAUAUAGUUUGUCUCUUCUUCAACACCUCGCAGGGUAUUCCCAUUAGGGUUGAGGCAGAUAUCGAUAGGAACAUGGAUGGGGAUUAUCAGAUUGGGGCAACAAAAGCAUUCCGAAACAAUCGUAGAAACAAGCACAUCGAGAUUAUAACAAUCGACAUUGAAAGGAAAGUCGAUAGCGCCCUGGAGGUAAUCACCGAUAAUAGCAUUCAAGACUUGGACGCACCAUGGCAAACACUUGUUGGAAGCGCUAUAUCCCCCGACUCGCCUGAGCGUACAGAUUCUCUAGGCCUGCCAUACCCAGGAGUUUCCUUGCAGGGAGGUUGGGAUAUUGCUGUCGACACAGUGGUGGUAAGAAGCACCAUACGUUUUAGAAUGCGGGACUCCGGUUAUAUUGUCGAAAUCGCCAUAUACCGAGAGUGGUGCGGCCGUGACACUGCUACCGAGCCAGAUGUCCAGGCCAGUGUUUCCAUGUUUCAUCCAGAUUGGGACGUCGAGAUGGAAUCUCUUGAGAAUACAACAAGGAUGCGGAAUUGGGAUGCGCAACUCAGGCAACUGUUCAAUAAUGGCACGGAGAGCACUCAUGGAGUCCAAGGCUUUGUCGGCCAAGUUGAAACGAUUCGAGGCUAUCUCAGUGAUGCAUCUCGCGAGUUCUUUGAGUCCUUGGUAAGCCCAUAA